This is a messenger RNA of Salvia splendens (bonfire salvia), 1562 nucleotides long. Its product is annotated as cytochrome P450 71AU50-like. The coding region runs from base 7 to 1470 and encodes 487 amino acids. NCBI's taxonomy places the organism in Eukaryota, Viridiplantae, Streptophyta, Magnoliopsida, Lamiales, Lamiaceae. Gene Ontology annotation, molecular function: monooxygenase activity; iron ion binding; oxidoreductase activity, acting on paired donors, with incorporation or reduction of molecular oxygen. The transcript is spliced from 2 exons. The record is from RefSeq and is a predicted model, not a curated record.
CCAAAAAUGUCUUGGAUUUGGAUAGCAGCGAUCACAUUCCUCUUCCUCCUUCAUCAAUGGCGAAACCUCUCAAACAAGAUGAAGCUCCCUCCCGGCCCGAAAGGCCUUCCGAUAAUCGGCCAUUUCCACUUACUAGGCAAGAACCCUAUCCAAGAUCUAUACCAUCUAGCCCGCAAACACGGCCCGAUUAUGUACACCCAGUUCGGGUUCACCCCGACCAUCGUCGUCUCCUCCCCCUCGGCCGCGGAGCUCUUUUUAAAAACCCACGACCACAUCUUCUCGAACCGGUCCCACCACGAAUUCUCCUACCUCAUCGCCUAUGAGCAGCGGAACAUUAUCUUCGGGCGAUACGGGCCGUAUUGGCGCAACAUGCGGAAGCUCUGCACAGUCCAGCUCCUCAGCGGCCUCAAGAUCCGGCAGUUCGAGCCGAUGAGGAAGGCGGAGGUCGGGAGCAUGGUGGAUUCGCUCAGGGAGGCUGCUGAGGCGAUUGAUCUGAGCGCUAAGAUCAUGUCUGUCAACGGUGGCAUGACUUGCCUGAUGGUUUUUGGGAGGAAGUUUGAGGAGACGGAUUUGGAUGAUAGAGGGUUUAAGGGGCUGUUGUCGGAGGCGAUGGCGGCUGCGGCGGCGUUUAAUCUCUGUGACUAUUACCCGUACCUGAGGUGGCUGGAUCCUCAGGGGUCGGUGCGGCGGAUUAAGAAGCUAAGCGUGGUUUUUGACAGGUUUCUUGAGGGGAUUAUUGAUGAGCAUGCUGAGAAGAAAGAGAGGAGUCAUGAUUUCGUCGAUACGAUCAUGGCCAUUCAUGACUCGGGCGAGGCUGGAUUCGAGUUUGACCGCCGCCAUGUCAAGGCCGUGCUACUGGAUAUGCUGCUAGCUGGGAUGGACACUUCCGCGACAGCAACAGAAUGGACAAUGGCUGAACUAAUUAAGCAUCCAAAAGCAAUGAAAAAACUUCAAAAGGAACUUGAGGAAGUUGUAGGGUUGAAUCAAAGGGUGGAUGAAUCCCAUCUCCCCGACCUUAAAUACCUUGAUUGCGUCAUUAAGGAAUCUAUGAGGCUGCACCCGGUUUCCCCCUUACUUGCCCAUGAGGCGAUGGAGGACUGCGAGGUAGACGGCUACCACAUACCCAACAAAUCUCGAGUUCUUGUGAACGUGUUUGCCAUUGGGAGAGAUCCUGAUGCCUGGGAAGACCCUGAAAAUUUUGAUCCGGAGAGAUUUCUGAGAAGCAACGUGGAUCUCCUAGGUCGAGAUUUUCAGCUCAUACCAUUCGGCUCGGGUAGAAGGGGGUGCCCCGGGUUGCAAUUGGGGCUAACCGUUGUUUGUUUGAUGGUGGCGCAAUUGGUACACUGCUUUGAUUGGGAACUUGCUGAUGGAACUGCGCCAGAGGAUUUGGACAUGUCUUAUAAUUUUGCUUUGGUCAUGUCUAGGGCUACCCAUCUCAAGGUUAUUCCCACUUAUAAGUUGAGUGUUUGAGCAUUAGCUUCAUGGCUUUACAUAUUAAAUAAGGACUCUAUGUUCUUAAAUAAGGACUCUAUGUUCCAUUAAAAAUGAAAUGUUUUUCUUUA